AUGUCAAAAUUUUUAUUUUUUAAAAUUUUAUUUUUAAAUAUUUUUAUUACAAUUGUUUUAACUAAACAAUCUAGUAAUCGUGCAAAACGAUUUAUUUCUGGUUUUAGUCCUUUUGGAGGAGGAAAUUUUGGUUGUGUUGUUUCGGUAAUUAUUUUUGGUAUUUGCAAAAGUGGAGGGUUGUCCGCAAAAAUUUGUCCGCAAAAACAACCUUCCAUUCUCUACUUCUUCCAUUAUUUUCAAAAAAAUAUUUUGAAGGGAGGCAAACUUUAUAUUAAUGGACGUUUUACAAAAAAUCUUUCUGAAAAAGAAAAUGAGGAAAUGGAAAAAUAUAUUAAAGAAUUGGGGGAAUUCAAAGAAUCUGCCAAAACAUUUAUUGAGCAACAAAAACAGCAACAAACACUUUCUGGGGAUACAAAAAGGCAACAACAACCAGAACCUCCCAAGAGGCCAAGUUUUUGCUCUGAAAAUGCCACUACGCAAUUUGUUUUUGAUGGCUGCACAGUACAAGGAGAUUAUGUUUAUAUUGGAGAUAAGCCUGUUAGAAAAUUAAAUGAAAAAGAAUUGGAGAAAUUAGAAAAAUUUAAACAAGAAUUUAAUUUAUAUCAAGAAUUUAUUGCAAAUAAAGUUAAAAAGGUAAAUUUUAAGAGUUAA
Meloidogyne enterolobii is the source of this 651-nucleotide messenger RNA. The record is from the annotation of a GenBank genome assembly. NCBI's taxonomy places the organism in Eukaryota, Metazoa, Nematoda, Chromadorea, Rhabditida, Meloidogynidae.